AUGCUCAAAACACUAUUAUUACUGUUCCUUGGGCUGAUCUGUGGAUGCUUCUGCUGUUCCUGCAUGCCCUCCGAGUCCGACUCGGCUGGUUUGUGCAGAUCCGACUGGGGUGAGUUCAAUUGGCGUGGUUCUGGCAAAAGUCGGUUGCAGUGAGCCGCGUGAGGAUCCUCAACAAAACGGUGAACGAACAGGAAAUGAAAGUGACCUACACUGUGAGCCAUCUCCAACAGCUUCUCGUGAGCUUUUCUUUGAUUCAUAAUGUUUUUAACCUUUUUUUGAACUUCGAAAUUCAGCCGAAGCAUGACACAAAAACUCUUCCGACGACGAUUCAGACACACACGAUGUCUUCUGUCUGCGGUGUUCCGGAGCUUCAAGUCAACCACAAAUAUCUUCUCACAGGUUCACAGUUUCCGAUAUUUCGUACACACUCAAGAAUUUUUCAGGUUCUGGAGACACAAGCUCCAGUCUUAGACUCCUGCUUUGCAGAUGGAUCGUUCCUGAGCGUCUGCUUAUCCAAGGAAAAACCAUCGUAUGUUUUUUUGAGCUUGAAUUUGAAUGAGACGGUAAGAAUUUCCAGGUUGAUGCUGCAAAGUGGGAAGAAUUUGUUCGAUCGGCCAACUGCAUACGUAGAAAAUCACUCGAUCAAUUAUUGUGA
Caenorhabditis auriculariae is the source of this 655-nucleotide messenger RNA. NCBI's taxonomy places the organism in Eukaryota, Metazoa, Nematoda, Chromadorea, Rhabditida, Rhabditidae. The record is from the annotation of a GenBank genome assembly.